This is a messenger RNA of Procambarus clarkii (red swamp crayfish), 10179 nucleotides long. The record is from RefSeq and is a predicted model, not a curated record. NCBI's taxonomy places the organism in Eukaryota, Metazoa, Arthropoda, Malacostraca, Decapoda, Cambaridae.
CCGGGCACUGUCACCGCCCACCCUCGAGGUCCCCGUGGCACUCUGGGCCAUCCAGUCAGUGUGCCAGUGGUGGCCGGAGAGCAGGCGACCACCACCUGACGCUCACAGCCGUAGUUGGUGUGUGGUUGGUCCCACCACUCAACCUGCUCACUUCCGUCUCCUGAGAAGCUACGAUGCGUGGGUCGUGUGUGGUCAGGGGGAACUAGUAGUGUUGAUGCUCACAGCCCGAGGCUCUGCUGUGACCUGGCUGAUUAAGUAUUGUCUUCCGGUGUUUUAGAGUGUAAACAAGACGCUCGCAGAGUGCCAGGAAGUGGCAGGACGGAGUGUUUACAUGGUUCACCAGAUAAUUGUUGCCCUGGUGGUUCAAACUUUACACUCUGACACAGAAUAAAUUGUGUCAAGUGCCUCUGUUACGGUGCCUGAAAGCAGGACAAUUUGAGUAUCAUUUUGUUGGUGAUUAAGUUCGUUUGCUUGUUAAAAACAAUUGAGAAAACUCAUCUGAUGAGUUGUUAAAAAGUGCAGACUCUUGUGAGAAAAGGGUAGGCCGUUGUAGAAAUGCGUCGAUAAGCAUCGGGUCCAGAGUCGAUGGGAGUAUUACCGCUGUGGGGGAGAGAGCUCUGGACCUCUGCUGUGAAAGAGAGCAUCUUUUCUCUGGGGAAAGUGUGCUUCCAGUGUCGGCCGCCUCCCCACACUUCAACUGGCAGAGUCCCUCAGUGCCUCACAUCAGCCAAACUUGUCAAGAUUUAGUGCAAGACUGAGAGAGGUGCCAGUGUAGUGUAGUGUAGCGGUGCAGUCGCCCAGGACAGUGCAUGUUGGAAAUAAUGAAGUCUGUUGAAGGUGUGAGGUGUGAGGGGAAAAUUACGAGGAACCCCGUGUGACCACCUCUGCCACCACCUGCACCACCUCUGCCACCACCUGCACCACCUCUGCCACCACCUGCGUCACCGUCGCCACAUCGCAAUCAUGGACAUUCUCUGGACCUACAUGGUGUCGUGGGCGGACCGCAUCAUGGCGCCGCCGCCGCUCCGACAGUUCGCGUCGACGUCGGCCAUGUCGGCGCGACAGGUGACGGAGGACACGCCGGCUGACCUACUGGAGGGCAGCAUGGACCUGACCGUCAUCCUCCCCGCCGGCCACAGGGUCAACAUGUCCGUCCACAGGAGCACGCCCAUGAUGGACCUGCUGAUCCAGGUCACCACCGCCCACAAGAUCAACCCCGGAGGUCACGUCAUCCAUGUUGUCUCCGACAACCGCCUUCUCUCCUACAAGCCCUCCACGCCCAUAGGCACCCUGGACACGUCAGUCAUCGAGAUCGUGGCCAAGAACAGGGUGAACGAGGAGGCGAGGAAGCGACGGGCCCACCUCGUCACGCAGGCCAUCGAGAAGAACAUCAGGCUCAAGGUGAACCUCCCUCGCAGCCAGCUGGCCGUCUACCGCCUCCCGCCCAAGACCCUCAUCUCUGACGUCCUCACCAUGGUGUGUAGAGACCGCUGCCUCGACCCCAACACCCAUGAGAUACGUCACCCCGUGAACGUGGACGAGAAGCUACGGGAGUCGUGCACACUCGCGGACUACCAGCUGCAGGAGGUUAGUGUGGUGCCCCGCGACUACCACGCCCCUCCGCUCUCCGUCACCGACCUCAUCACCAUGGCCGCCAUCUCCCAGCCCCAGGACACCAAGAGGCGAGGCCUCCUCUCCCUCUUCUCCAGGAAGACCAAAUCCUCGACAGGUGACAGCAGUGUGUCAUCCGGGAGUGCUGGAGAGAGGAGUGUGAGCCCUGCCCGCUCUGACGAGUCCGGUGAUGGCCGCCCCACCCCACGCCCACUCUCCCUGGCCUCCUCCUCAGCCACUCUCACCUCAACCCAACCUCAGCUCUCCCGCCCUGCCUCAGUCAUCAACCUGGCCAAGAACAGGAAGAGACAGGCGCCCGCCCCACCACCGCCCCCGCCCUCAGCAUCCACGCCCACGCCCGCACCUGCGCCACACACCAAUGGCAAGGAGGAGGGUGAGCGUGGCGAGGGCGCGGACACCAGCCUCUCCCGACGCAGCUCAGACUCUUCAGGGUACCAUGAGGCCGACCAGCGUUCUCCCUACACCAGCCCGGCAGGUUCCGAGAUAAGUAGUGCAGAAGCUGCACGCACUGCUCAGGUACCCCAGGCCACUAACCUGACUUCGGUAGUGUCCACAUCAAGCCUCUCGCUGUCUUCGUCACGGGGAAAGCGGAAAGCUCCACCUCCUCCCAAGCCACCUCCCACCCGGCAGGACGAAACCAGUCGUCCAUCUGCCAUUCCUGAAGAGUCCGAAUCUCCGGCACCCACAAAAUCUUCUUCCAAAGAAGACAUAUCCUUAGCGAAUGGGGAAGCACACCAUGAUCCCCCCCAGCAACACCAGCCAGUUAACCAACCUUCCUCCCCAACUUCCUCCCAUGUAAGCUCAGUAUCAUCACUGAGUAGUGUAGAGCAGCAUCAAGCCAACCACCCUCGCCUUCCUCCCCCGCCAGAUAUAGACUCCCCCCCGGCACCGCCCUCCUCAGAACGUACUAAUCUUGGCGCAACCCCAUCCAAUAGCCCUCAACCUACCUCUGCUACUCAUUUAUCCUCCAACAUGACACCUUCACAUCAAAGUUACGCCAACACCUACAAACCUCUUUCACCCACCGAUGCACGUAUAACUGUUGUUGCUGGAGCCACCUUGGGAAUGCAUCAUGAGGCAGCAACAGCAUUUAGUCUAAGCCACACCACAGACCGCAGCAAAUUGAAUGGCACAGAAAGUGGCAUCGUCUCUCCUGACAGGUUAGCCAAGUCUGAGGCUCUCCAGCAUCAUGGCCACAACGAUCACCCAAGUCAUACUCAAGCCGCUCAUCACAGUUCAUCCCAAGAGCUUCCCUCUACAUCUUCUGUGAGGAGUGGGAAGAAGCAGAAGCCAUCCACAGAAAUUAUUCAAGAAAGAAAUUACUUGGGUGCUAUUCAGGAUGAGAUAUCUAAAGAAAGUCGUCUUGGCUUUCCCAGUGAUGGAGUUACCUGUAGUGCCAAAAUAGAUUUUAACACAAAUGAUGCUGUAGUGCCAGAGAAUGAUAUAGAGAGUAUACCAGAUAUACCUACAUUUCGAAUUGUCACAAAGUCACAUACAGCUCUUCAGAAGGAGGAGGAUGUUGGUAAAAAAUUUAUAGCAGAUGGGAAAACUCAAAAAGUCGGUGAAGAAAGUAAGUUUGGCUCAAAGAGCAAGUCAUCUAAGAACUCUAGUAUGAAUCCUUUAGCAAGAGGCCAGAGGCUUGUCAAACAAAAUAACAUUGCAUAUGAUGAUGAUGAUUUGGACGUAAAUGAGGAUAUGUUUGAGCCCAGAAAUGUGUUUGGGAUCUCAGUGACUUCAGUAGACUUGAGUGUUGAAGGUAGCCCAGUAACUGACCAAAAUAAGCAUGCAUUAUCAUUAGCUGAAUAUCAGCAUAGAUCUUCAACACCAGUGAAAACAGCUGCACCAGUACCUACUCGAAGGAGAAAUACCCCAGAUCCACCAUCCCAUUCAGUAUCGACUAAUCAAACUAGUCAACCUAUCAAUAGUGUCACAGAUCAGCAUACUCCAUUGGUGUUGUCAAGCAUUACAAAUGAAGAAAAGCACCCAAAGCCUGUACCUCGAACUCAAAUACCACUGAAGAAAAAGGCUCCUCCCCCACCUGUAGCUGAACAAAUUGCAGAGGUUUCAACAUCUACAAGACAAGUAAUUCCUCACAAAGAAGAAUUACAAGUAUCUCAUGAUGAAUCUUCAAGUUUUGCUUUAAAAGCAAAUUGCAUCACAAGCCGUGACAUUUCUGGGUCAUCUCAUGUUUUAGAAUCAAAAGAAAUUGAAAACAUUGUCCACGAAACACAAGAAACUCCAGAUGAGGAAUUCAAAGUUCAUUUUUCAGAAUUAUCAAACGUAGAUUAUGACAUGCUUUCCUUAUUAUCUGAAGAGGGGAUUGAUAGCAUAUCUGUUUCCCCACAAUGUCGGUCACCUAGAUCCAGUAUUUCAUCUACGAAGAGCGAUUCAUCUCGAAACAAUGAGGAUGCCCCAGUUGUCCCGGCUCAAAAUGAUGAAACUGUUAAAGCUUCAAAUUCAUCUUCCACUACAUCCUCGCACAUCUCUCCUACUACAUCUUCACCUGUUCCUCCCAUGGCUGCUCUUCCUGCACAAACAACAGCAAGCAGUUAUCGAGCUGGUUAUCUGGCCAUGAUGGCAGAACUUAAAAGCUGGAAAGACUCGGAUUCUCUUCACAAUGUAGGGUUGGAAUCCGAUUCUGAUAGCUGUAACCCACGGGAUUCUAUUCAAGAACUUCCAAAAGUAAUGGGAUCUCUUCAGGAAACCCUUGAGGACUCUGCUCAGAUUUCUCAAGUGUCCUGUGAAGGGGGUCAUCGUGGAUCUUCUUUGCGACCUCGACUUGUCUCCAGCUCUUCUCUGUGCUCAGAUACAGAUCACGAAGUACAAACUCGUACUGCUAGCUUUUCCUCCGAGACAAGUGAAGAAAAUGUUACUAGUGGUAGAGUGAAGCCAAAUAACACCCCAAUUGAAGAUAACUUGCCUGGUGAAGAAUGUUUUGUUGACGUUCAAAAGAUCAAUGAAAAGGAAUUUAUGAAAAAUCUUUUAAAAGCAGACAUUAUCAGUGAACAGAAUAAUGCAAGUGAUGAACAAAGUACCACCAGUAAAAGAAAAACAGAUAACAGUAGUAUAAGUAAUAGUGAGGAUAAUUGUCAAAGUGAUAUUCAGCAAAAGAUUGCAGUUCUUACUAGAAAAGGAGAAUUUUCCAAAGAAUUCGAUGCUCCUUUGCUCAGGAAAAAUGUAUGUGAUCAACCACAAGAAAAGUCUAAUUUCACAGACAGUACAGUGGUCAGAAACACGAGUUUACAAUCGGUCUCCUCAUUGUCCGUCACUGACUCUGAAGGAGAUGACGGGGGAAAUAUAACGCAACGGCUCGCGGGAGAAUGCGAGAAACGGGAGGUGGUAAAUACGGAAGUAUUUGAAUUACCACGAUCUACUAUCAAAGCAUCAACAGGUGGGAGAACUGUCCAUGAGAGCUCUGAUACCUCACUCAACCUUAUUAAUGACAAGAACACGAGAGUCUCUUCAGGAAGCCGAAAAUCCUCAGUAUCGUCGUCGUCUUCUGCCUCAAAUGAGUCCUCUACGAACACCAGCCACAUUGAGUUGACUCCACAAGUCUCCCAGGAGGUAACUAAGAAGAAAAUAGAAAGUCAUCUUCUGGCUGCAUUUGCAGAAUUAAAAGAUGAAAGCAAAUUAUCUGAGUUGCCUUUAGAGAAACCUCCAAUGCAAUCAUCAGUGAAAAUGUUGGGUGAUUUGCCUCCUACCAGCUUGGAUAACCACUGGGAUUUCAAGCUUCCAGAUCCUCCCACGCCCUUUAAAGAUGGCCCCUCAUCUAGGGUGGCGGAUGAUUCUUCAAGUACAUCUUCCGAACCUGCACCAGAGAUUCUUACAGAUGUGCCAUCUGGGUUUAAAGAUUCUUCUGACAGCUCGCUUUCAGACUCAACAAAUGUAAAUAUUAUAGAAAGAACCAGUUUGCUGAAACAGAUGCAGGGGAGAAAGGAAACAAAUAAUUUAGUAAGUAAUGCUUCCAGCAGGAAGAGUUCUUCAUCUAGUCUUUCAUCCACAUCAUACAAGUCAGAAGAGAAAGCAAAGCAGAAUGUGAUAAAUGAAUUAAAAUCAACAAUAAAAGAAACAAAUAACAACGAACCAAGAAUUGUGGAGUUGAAACCUAAGGUUAAGGGCAUGGAAACAAUUCUUCAAACACUUAAGUCACCUAGCAAGGAGGCAACUUCAUCUGCUGCCAAGAUACAAGCAAAGGACAUUGUGACUCAAGAAAUGAUACUUCCAGCAAAAGACAUUGUCCCAGUUCAGCAUACAUAUGUUCCACAAGUUGUUGCAAAAGGUUCAGUUGAGAGUAAGAAAUCCCAUGUUUUAGAUAACCCUCCCAAGAUUAAUAAAUCAUCAAAUAGUGCUAAUUUCAGCUAUGAAAGUUAUUGCAACAGCCCUGAACCAGAAGUUGCUUCUUUACACUCUAGAUCAGGAUCAAGUACCAGCCAUGAAAGUGCUCCUCCACCUGCACCACCACUGUCGGAUUUGGAAUUUGAGGCACGAGCAUCGAGGUCGUCAUCAGAUGUGAGUGAUGGUACAACCAGAAGCACUAAGAGUAGAGUGGCUCGCCAAAACUCGGGUAGUGGGAAUGAGGCAGGUAAAAGUCGAACAAGGGCUAUGAAUUUUUCAAUUUCCACCUACACUUCCAGAUCAGAAGAAACGAGUUAUGACAAGAAAAUUACCAAGUCUGAGUCAUUUAACCACCAGGUGAAACCAAAGUUGGGUCAGUUAUCUAAAAUGGAUUCUAUGUCAACACAACCCAAGUCUGAUGAACUUAAAGAAGACAAGAGAGAUGAAGCUGCAAACAAUGAAACAUCCAUUACCUCUAUGCCCUCCAUUGACUUAGAAAAGCCAUCACUUCCCAAAAAACCACAUUGGAGUGAAUUUUCCUCGGCACCUGUGAAACAUUCCCCAUUCCUAGUAAAACCUGCUCAUUCUGCCAAACCUUGUUUACCACCAAACAAACCCACACUCUUUGGAAUGCAUUCAGAAACCAGUCUCAACAUAAAUCAACCUGUAGCCCGUGUCAAUAGCUUGGGUGAUAGGCCUGCCAUAUAUCGUAACAGCAGAGACAGCCAUUUUCCUGCCCCUGAUCCUCCUCGUCCACUACGUAGGCUUAAGAGAACAGACAAUCAAGAACAACUUGAACGUACUACCUCUCUCAUCAAUCUUGCAACCCCCAACUAUGAACUCAGAAAAGCUCAGUCUUCUCACGAUGUUUCUUAUGGGAGUGGUGGUAAUGAUAAUGGAGGUGGGAAUGGAAUGUCUGGUAUGCCAGGGAUGCCUGGGAUGCCAGGGAUGCCAGGAAUGUUCAGCAUGCAAAGCAUGGGAGGCGAUGAUAUGAUGCCCCACGAUGCCCGACUGGCAGACGAAUUCAUGAAGCUCCAACAGGAUUUCUUCAAGUGGCAGCAACAGCUGCUACAGAACCAACACGUGCUACAUAGUCGAGUGGCACCCCUCGCCUCCAACCCUCCACAGCUGCAGAGUGUCGGGGUUUUACGUGACAUAAUGUCGCAGACACCAACUAGUGCUAAUGGCGGACCAGAGCUCGUUGAGGCACGUAAUCCUUCUGUAGAAAAAAAGGGGCCAGUGGAGCGAGUCAUCAACAUACAGUUUGAAGAUGGUCCAAGAGAAACAGAUGAUUCUCAAGUACGCACCUCUAUACCUCGCCUGAAUCAGAAUGUGCAUAAUAUCACCACAAACAUGGGCCAGCUAUCAACUAAUGAUUUUGGAAGGCCCAGCAAUGUACAACCAAGGAGGUGGGGUGAGGAGCCUAGUGUAAGUGUUGGAGCAUGGAUGGAACGACCUCCUCAGUCUGUGGGAGUAUACCAAGACCGUGACUAUGUUACAUCAGCUCCACGUUCACAAUCUACUCAAGACCUCUCCUCUCCUCCACCUGUAUCGGAGGAACGUCAAAGAACCCCUCCUCGCACUACAUUCAUAGGUCCUAGAGGUUACUCCCGUCCUGCAGACUCGGUCAAACCUGAAACUAGGCCAUACCAAUGGCCUCCACAACAGCAGCAGGAUCAGGUUACUCAGCCACUACAGUAUCAGUUUCUCCCACCUGAUCAGCAACAACAGUUUGUUCAGUUUGUGCAACAGCAACAACCACAACAGCAGUGGCAACAGCAACAACCACAACAGCAGUGGCAACAGCAACAGCCAAUGCAGCAACAGCAAGCACAACCACCACCACCAAAGCCUCAAUUUGUACAGCAGCAACAGCAGCCACAGCAACAAUCUUGGCAACAACCACAGCAGCCACAGCAACAACCACAGCAGCAACAGCAGCCACAACAACCACCACGGCAGCAGCAACAACAGCCAAAGCCGCAGAUUGUACAGCCUCAGCAACAACAGCCAAAGCCGCAGAUUGUACAGCCUCAGCAACAACAACCAAAGUUUGUACAGCCACAACCAGACAAGACUGCCUUUUGGCGAGAACUAGAAGAAAAACGUCAAGAUUUGGGUAUGCAGAAUGAUCAGGAAGUGUCUGAACCCACCCGACCUCCUCGCCGAAAUUCCCGUCAAGAUUCUCCUCCACAGGACCCUGAGGUAACAAGGCCUUUAACAUAUUUUGGUCAGCAGGCAGUUGUGCAUGAACCUCCACCGCCAUACUAUUAUAAUGGAGAUAACAGCUCAGUUCCUCCAAAGAUAGCAAACGCUGCUUCAGUAACAAUACCAAAGGAAGUGGAACCCGAGGUUGGAGGACCACGUUAUACUUCUGUAGUAACACUAUCGGACAAAAAUGAGCAACCCGCUGGGGCACCUCCAGUGAAGGACAAAGUGAGGUCAGUAGUUCAACUUAACAAUGAUCAGAGGGGGCAGCCACGAACGGCUCCGGUAGUUCGAGGAUUUAGACAACCAGGAGAAGAACCACCAAAUCAAGGAGGCACAAUCCAUAGCAGAAUUGUAUCAAAUGCAUUGAAGAGUUCACAGCCUUCACAACCACAGGCCCGUUCAUCUGUCUCUCCUCCUUCUGUGAAUGGUUCUGUACCAACUGCUUUGUCAACUCAAGGACCAGAGGCACCUACAUCUGCAAGGCUAGUUGCUGCUGUUCCAAAAGCCCCUCUACCAUCUCAAGGUGUUACCCGUAUCUCACCACCUCGUACAUCACCAUCUCGUAUUUCACCCCCACGCACCUCGCCUGUUCGCACCUCGCCUACACACACCCCACCUUCCCGUGUCAGUCCACCUUCUGGCCCAGCAUUUCCUAUUGUGCAACUUCGACCUGUACCAGCUGGCUUGAGAGCUACAACACCCCCAGAAUCCUCAAGCACUGCUCCACCACAACUGCCAGCUAGUGCUGCUGCUAUUUCUUCAGCACCAGGAAAUCAAUUUAGCAGUGUGCCUCCACCACCACCUCCAGCACCCCCUAUGGCCCCACCACCACCACCUCCAGCACCAAAAGCAAUGAGUGAAGAAAGACGUACUGCAUCGGGAAAGAAAAUAAUUUCGUCAAAAACCGGACCAGAAUUGGAUGCUCGUGAAGAACUCAUGAUGGCCAUCAAGAAUCAUGGAGGUAUGAAAUCACUUCGGAGAACACGUAUAUAAGUGUGUUUUCAUAAUUGAGAUUAAAUGCAAAACAUAAUGGUGAGUAAUCCAAAUUUUGUAUUGGUCAUGAUGUAAAACAGAAAAGACUAAUGUGAUUAAAUAGCUACUAACCCUCAGUGAAAAAGAAAACAGGUAGCAUCCUUGAUACAGUACCUUGAGUACUUGAGAAGUGCUGUAUGGUAUAUUGGUUUUCAGUUAUGAUUUAAAAGGCAUUUUUUGCCUUUUGGAAUGAGUUUCUGGUAUAUUCUCCAUAUUGGACAUUGUAACUAUGUAUUUUGUAGUUUCUGUAGACCCUUACUUCAUUGAUGCUCUGGUUCAGUGCUGAACUUUGUAUAGUCUUGUACAGUAUAUUAUAUCAGUUUUGUAGAUACAAUAUUUUGAAGGUAUUAUAUUACAAUAUCUUGCUAAAUGAAUAUAUGAAAAACAUAUGUUAAACUCAACCAUUUAGAAUGUUUAUUUUUGAAUUAGCACUUGUAAUAGUGCUUCUGAGUUAAUACUUGUAAUGAUACUCAGUUAUAUUAUUGGUGCUGCUGUAUGUAGAUUUUUAUACAGUACAUUGUUUCAGUGAUAUUUAAAGGAGAUUUUGUUAGUUUUAAUAAAAUCAGGCCAUUAUAGCCUUGGAACAUAAGUAAUUAUAAUAAAGGUUUUCAUGAGUGCAUAACCAUUUUGAUUACUUUUAUUUCUAAGCUUUUCAUUUAAGGUUACAUAUUUCUUUCAUAUAAGUAUCAGAGCAGUAUUUGAAUUCAUGUACAGCCAUCUUCGAAAAUCUGUCGUUCUUAGCUUUAUCCUUACAAUACUGAGUGAAUCAAAUAUAGUUUCUCCAGUGGUAUCUUGUCAGUCAUAAGGACAGAACUGUUCUUGUGACAAGACAAUUGUUUUUGGCCAAUUAAUGUAUGUUAUGCUUUACAUUGUUUUCUGUUAUUAUUUUGUUUACACUUCAAUAUACACAUUUCUGUUGCUAUGUACAUAAUGUAGAAGUAUAUUUUCUCCAAUAAAUUUUAUUGGAAU